Messenger RNA from Coffea eugenioides, 3074 nucleotides. Its product is annotated as disease resistance protein RPM1-like. Gene Ontology annotation, molecular function: ADP binding; protein binding. NCBI's taxonomy places the organism in Eukaryota, Viridiplantae, Streptophyta, Magnoliopsida, Gentianales, Rubiaceae. Bases 1 to 2805 code for a protein of 934 amino acids. The record is from RefSeq and is a predicted model, not a curated record. Gene Ontology annotation, biological process: defense response to other organism. The transcript has a single exon.
AUGGCUGAGAGUGUUGUUGGCUUUUUAAUUAAUCAGCUCUCCACCUUACUUUCCCAAGAGAGCAGCCUUUUGGGAGGACUUCGACCGGAUGUUCAGUUCAUCAAAGAUGAACUCGGCAGCAUGAAAGCUUUCCUCCGACAAGCUGAAGCAAAGGAGGACAAUGACUCUCAACUCCAAGAAUGGGUCAAGCAGGUUCGAGAAGUUGCUUAUGAUACAGAGGACGUUCUCGAUGAUUUUGCCUUCCGCUUUGCUCUUGGUGAUGCAGAUGGAUUCUUUGGCCGUGUUGGCAAGAUCUACAACUCGAUUAAAAAUCUGAAAGCCCGCCAUCGGAUUUCUUUGGAGAUAAAAGAUAUCAAGGCCAGAGUUGUAGAGAUUUCUGCAAGGCAUCAGAGGUACCAGUCUCUGUAUGGUACUCAAGAAAUAGGCUCCAGCUCUUCGCACGUGGCAAGCGCAGAUUGUGAUAUUCGUGACCAAGCACUCCUAAUUGAAGAAGCUAAGCUUGUUGGCAUCGAUCAGCCCAAAAAAGAGCUCAUCUCCAAAAUCCUUGAUGACCAUUCCCACUUGAAACUAGUUUCAGUGGUGGGAAUGGGGGGACUCGGUAAAACCACCCUGGUGAAAAAGGUCUACGAUGAUGCUGCAGUGAAGAAACAAUUUCAGAGCCAUGCUUGGAUAACUGUUUCUCAAAAUUUUCAAUUCAAAGUCAUCAUCAAGAACUUGAUUCAACAAUUGUAUGAUGAAAUUAGACAACCGGUCCCUCCACAAGUGGAUUCCAUGGAUGGUAUUAGGCUCAGCGAAUUUGUCAAGGACUUCCUCAAAGAAAGAAGGUACAUCCUUGUCCUUGAUGAUCUGUGGACUAUAGAUGCCUGGGAAGCUAUCAAAUACGUGUUGCCUGACUACAACAUCGCUAGUCGUGUUGUAUUGACAACACGAAUUACCGAUGUAGCUUCUGCAUCCUGUUUAACAUUCCGUGACUUUAUCCAUAAGAUGAGUCCUCUCUCUUAUGAAGAUUCUUGGACUCUUUUUUGCAAUAGAACAUUUCAAAGUAAUGGUUGCCCUUCAAAUCUGGAAGAAGUUUGUAGAAAAAUACUAAAAAAAUGUGAGGGCCUACCACUUGGAAUUGUAACAAUGGGUGGUGUUUUGGCUUUGAAGGACAAGGACAAGAUAGAUGAAUGGGAGAUGAUUUUUCGUGGCUUUGGCAGUGAGGUAGAUGGUAGCGGUAAGCUUGAUAGAAUUAGAAAGAUACUCUUACUUAGCUAUAGUGAUUUGCCUCACCAUCUUAAAAACUGUUUAUUGUAUCUAAGUAUCUAUCCUGAAGAUCAUCCAAUUGAUGUCGACGAGAUACUUGGUAAAUGGAUAGCACUAGGAUUUAUAGAAGAAGAAGAAGGAAUGAUAGCCACUGAUAUAGCUAUGAGAUAUCUAAAAGAACUCGUCAACAGAAGCUUAAUCCAAGUUAAAGAAACAUGGGAUGAUGGCAAAUUGGUGAAUUGUGGUCUUCAUGAUUUUCUGCGUGAAAUCAUUGUUUCAAAAUCUAAAGAGCAGUGCUUCACAGCCAUAAUCACUGGAUAUUGCACAAGAUGGCCUGACAAAGUUCGACACCUGGCAAUCCAUAACUUCACUGGUAAUCCUCCACAAGGCUUCAGCAGCUUAAAGUGUCUUCGGUCCGUGGAAACAUUCGGGAAUGAAGAUUCUCUCACAACUUCAUUUUUGUCCAAGUUUUUAUGUGGUGGUCCCAAGUUCCUAAAGGUUUUAAAUUUGACGGGAGCUGAAUUGGACAACAUCCCGAAGGAAGUUUUCAAACUAUUUCAUCUCCAGUAUCUGGAUCUAAGUGGCACUAGAGUUAAAAUCAUUCCAAAAUCUAUUGGGCAGCUUCAAAACCUAGAAUUUUUAAUUCUGGCCGAAACCACUAUAAUGGAGUUGCCCGUGGAAAUUUUGAAGCUAAGAAAACUCCGUUCCCUCAACCUAUACGGAAUAGGUGAUUAUUCAAAUAACUUUGCACUUUGGGGCUUUAAAUCUCCGGAUGGAAUUGGAAAGCUUACUUCCUUGGAGAGGCUGCAUAAUAUAGAAGCAGACAGUGGUAAAAUAGUAAGGGAGAUUGGGAAGCUCAUUCAGUUGCGAGAAUUAUCCAUCACAAAGCUGAGAAGAGAAGAUGGAAAAGAGUUGCUCUACUCCCUGUCAAGGCUGACCAACCUUCGAGAGUUACACAUCUGCUCCAUUAAAGAAGAGGAGACCCUUGAUCUCCAACAUUCCGUCUCUCCAAGACUUGGAUUUCUUACAAGGUUGUGGUUGAAUGGGCAUUUAGAGAGAGUACCAGAAUGGGUGAUAUCACUUCAAUACUUGGGCACUUUAGUCUUGCUGAAUAGUGAGUUGAGUGAAGAUGAGAAUGCAAUAGGCUGCCUUGGACAUUUGCCCAACCUGGUACAUCUUUUUCUCCUUCGUGCUUAUGAAGGGGAGACAUUGUGUUUUAAGGCUGGAAGAUUCCAAAAACUCCAGAGAUUAGACCUUGUGCAAUUUCAAAGACUAAAAUGGGUAAGAGUGGAAGAGGCAUCGAUGCCCGGUCUCCAAGAGUUUGCUAUUGUUGGAAGCAAACUUAUGACGGGCUUGCCUUUGGGCCUCCAAAACUUGACCGAGCUUAAAUUUCUUCAAUUGUUUGACAUGUGUGAUGAGCUAAUCCACAAAGUGCAAAAUUUGGAUAAACAAAGUGAAGAUUAUCAAACAAUUUCUCAUAUCCCUCAAGUUUGCACUGGACACUGGAUAAAUGGUGAUUGGAAAACGGAGAUCCUCUCGGAGAAGAUAGGUAAAGGAUAAUCUCUUGCCGUCACAACAUUUGAGUUAUGGUGUUUGUUGUCAAUUAGAUUUUCAAAAGAUCUAGUUGCGGCCUUCUUACUUUUUCCUACUUAUCGUCCAUGUAAUAAAAUCAUGACUUUGGAAUGCUAUUCAAGAACAAUUAGUUCCUUAGAUGGUUAGAUAUACAUGUGUUUCUACGUGUAUGAUGAUUUGAUUUGUACAAUUAUCCUGAUUCUUGGUUAAGAAUGUUUUCGUUUAUCAAAAAAAUACAGAGACAAGUAGCAUCUAAA